Pogona vitticeps (central bearded dragon) is the source of this 8971-nucleotide messenger RNA. Lineage: Eukaryota; Metazoa; Chordata; Lepidosauria; Squamata; Agamidae. The record is from RefSeq and is a predicted model, not a curated record.
GUUUUCAUUUUUCCUGUAGGACUACAGUUCUGUUCGCUUGUGGAUUCGUUUGAAACGUAAAGACUUGGAGUGAGAUGUGCUGAAUUCUUCUCACCUGUGUGCUACACUUGUUCAGCAGCUGUUUGAGGGAUUUAUUGGAAAACAUGAAUCAUCCAAUAGCAGGAAAUGUCCUUUUUUAGAACUAAAAGUGCUAAAUAUUGAUGUCUGAAAAACAAACAGCAACUUGGGGCAGAAAACGUGUAUGCUAUGGUUAGCUGGUCCCCUUUCUCCGAUCAUCUGUUUUUCCAUUGUGUGGAACUCCUUCAGCAUAGGGAUAAGGGAUAACGACUCUAUGGAUAUACAGAAUUUUUCACCAUGGUAAAACUCGCUAACCCGCUGUACACUGAGUGGAUUUUGGAGGCAAUAAAAAAGGUCAAGAAGCAAAAACAGCGCCCUUCAGAAGAGAGGAUAUGCAAUGCCGUGUCUUCGUCCCAUGGUUUGGACCGCAAAACUGUUCUGGAACAGUUGGAACUGAGUGUCAAAGAUGGAACCAUUCUAAAAGUUUCCAAUAAAGGACUUAAUUCCUAUAAGGAUCCUGAUAACCCUGGGCGAAUAGCACUUCCCAAGCCACGAAACCAUGGCAAGUUGGAUGGCAAACCGAACGUGGACUGGAAUAAACUGAUUAAACGGGCAAUUGAGGGCUUGGCAGAGUCCAGUGGCUCAUCGUUGAAGAACAUUGAACGUUUCUUGAAAGGGCAGAAGGAUGUCUCAGCUGUGUUUGCAAGCAGCGCUCCUUCUGUCUUCCACCAGCAAUUGCGGUUGGCUGUCAAGCGUGCUGUUGGCCAUGGACGACUUCUUAAAGAUGGGCCUCUGUACCAACUCAACACUAAAGCAGCCACAAAUGCAGAUGGGAAAGAGAGUUACGAGUCUCUUUCUUGUCUUCCUCCGGUAUCGCUACUUCCACAUGAAAAAGAUAAGCCAGUUGCUGAACCGAUCCCAAUCUGCAGUUUCUGUCUUGGUACAAAAGAACAGAACCGAGAAAAGAAACCCGAGGAGCUCAUCUCUUGUGCUGACUGCGGCAAUAGUGGUCAUCCAUCCUGCCUGAAGUUCUCGCCAGAGUUAACCGUGCGGGUGAAGGCCUUACGAUGGCAGUGCAUUGAGUGCAAAACCUGCAGUUCCUGUCGAGAUCAAGGCAAGAAUGCGGAUAAUAUGCUCUUUUGUGACUCAUGCGAUCGGGGCUUUCACAUGGAGUGUUGUGACCCCCCUCUGACCAGGAUGCCGAAAGGCAUGUGGAUAUGUCAGAUAUGUCGGCCUCGUAAAAAAGGAAGAAAACUUCUACAUAAAAAGGCAGCACAGAUUAAGCGGCGUUACGCCAACCCAAUAGGACGCCCCAAAAACCGGUUAAAGAACCAAAAUGCAACAUCAAAAGCCCCCUUCAGCAAAGUUCAGACAGGACCCGGCCGAGGUCGUAAGCGCAAGACUCCCCUAUCCAACCAGUUAACUUGCUCGUCAGAAGGGGGUUAUCUGGAGCAAGUGGAUGGCCUGGAAUUCUGCAGAGAUGCCAGCACCACCCUGAAAUUCAACAAGAAAACCAAAGGGCUCAUUGAUGGCCUUACCAAAUUCUUCACCCCGUCCCCUGAUGGGCGUAAAGCUCGAGGAGAAGUGGUGGACUAUUCUCAGCAAUAUAGGAUCAGGAGAAAGGACAAUAGGAAAUCAAGCACUUCAGACUGGCCUACAGACAAUCAGGACGGCUGGGAUGGAAAACAGGAAAACGAGGAAUGGCUUCUUGGAAGCCCAGAUGUCAUGGCUGAGAAAGACAUGGAGUUGUUCAGAGACAUUCAAGAGCAAGCGCUGCAGAAAGUAGGGGUGACAGGAGCCCCAGAUCCACAGGUUCGCUGUCCAUCGGUCAUUGAGUUUGGGAAAUAUGAAAUCCAGACCUGGUAUUCCUCUCCAUACCCACAAGAGUAUUCCAGGCUGCCUAAGCUGUACAUUUGUGAAUUCUGUCUCAAGUAUAUGAAAAGCAGAACUAUCCUCCAGCAACACACGAAGAAAUGUGGUUGGUUUCAUCCCCCAGCCAAUGAAAUUUACAGGAAGAACAACGUUUCUGUCUUUGAGGUGGAUGGCAACGUCAGUACCAUUUAUUGCCAGAACUUGUGUUUAUUGGCAAAACUCUUCCUGGACCAUAAGACACUGUAUUAUGACGUGGAGCCUUUUCUCUUCUACGUUCUGACCCAAAAUGAUGUGAAGGGCUGCCACCUUGUUGGCUACUUCUCCAAGGAGAAGCACUGCCAGCAGAAGUACAAUGUCUCCUGCAUAAUGAUUCUUCCCCAGUAUCAGCGCAAAGGCUAUGGCAGGUUCCUCAUUGACUUCAGUUAUCUCCUAUCAAAACGUGAAGGCCAAGCGGGAUCCCCAGAAAAGCCGUUAUCAGAUUUGGGUCGCCUCUCUUACAUGGCUUAUUGGAAAAGUGUAAUCUUGGAGUGCCUUUAUCACCAAAACGACAAGCAGAUCAGCAUCAAGAAGCUAAGCAAGCUAACGGGCAUCUGCCCUCAGGACAUCACUUCAACCCUGCAUCACCUGAGGAUGCUUGAUUUCCGUAAUGAUCAAUUUGUGAUCGUUCGGCGGGAGAAGCUUAUUCAAGAGCACAUGGCAAAACUGAAACAGAACCUCCGACCCGUCGUCGUGGAUCCAGAAUGUCUGCGCUGGACUCCUGUCAUCGUCUCAAACUCUGUGGUUUCGGAAGAUGAGGAAGAAGAACACGAAGAAGGGGAAGGGGAAGAGCAGCAGCCAAAGGAGAGAGAGAUAGAGGUGAUAAAAUCUGUAUCCUGGGAAAGAAAAGAGAGAGAGUCCUGCUUCCCCCUGGAGAGUGAAAAAAAGUCCGACGUCCUCGCCCCCACCAACUCCGUGCGGCCAAACAAGCAAAGUCUUCCCCUGGCUGGUCUUCCUGCCAACAGCCAGACACCGCGGCGGGGCCGGUGGAGUCGCAAGAACAAAAAGCUGCGGGAGCCCUUUGCCGAGAAGGAGUCCAGACUGGUUCUAGAGGAGAAGGCGGCCAUGGCCCGGGGUGGCCGGUGUGGGGAAUGCCAAGAGAAAGCGGCCGCGGCAGCUGCGGCAGCCGCAGCAGCCGCCGCCUCUCGGGGCAGAUUUGGGGAGAGUGAAGAGAAGAGCAGUUGCUCCCAGGGGCAAUGUGGCAAGUGCGAGGAGAAGUCCACCGCGCCCCGGGGGCACUUUGGGAAAGUCGAGGAGAAACCAGCCAUGUCCCAAGGGCCAUAUGGCAAAGGGGAAAAGCCUGUGACUACCCAGCGGCGAUACAGCGAAGACCUAGAGGUCUGGAGGGGACCCUUGAAGACCCUUGAGCCCCUGAAAAGCAGAAUCUCCGAGGAAUGCAGCAGGCUAGCCCGUCGACACAGCGAGGGGGACCGGACCCUGCUGAGGCACUUCAGUGAGAGCAGUGAGGAGGAGGAGGAAGAGGAGGAGGAGGAGGAGCAGCCCGUCAGCCCUUGCUCCAACUCCCUGCCGAUUCUCACAAAGCCCACCCUGAAACGCAAGGAGCAGCCUGUCAGCCCUUGCUCCAACUCCCCGCCGAUUCUCACAAAGCCCACCCUGAAACGCAAGAAGCCCAAUCCCCGGAAGAGGCGGGUCCGUAAGCGCAAAUACCACAACAGCAGCGUGGUGACGGAGACGAUCUCUGAGACCACGGAGGUCCUGGAUGAACCUUUCGAGGACUCCGACUCGGAGCGGCCCAUGCCUCAGCUGGAACCCACCUUCGAGAUGGAAGAUGAGGAGGAUGAGGAGGAAAGCGAGCUGUUCUCGAGAGGUUAUCUUCACCGUCUUCCACCCCAGGACUCUCUCCGGCACAGGCCCUCCUCAAAGAGAGGAUCUCAGACUGGAGAGGAAUCGGACGAGGCCACUGGUUCUCCUACCUUGAAACCAGUCUCUGUACUGAGAAAAUGUGAAGCAAAAGAUUCUCCCCUCCCACCGGACACCUCCACCCCAAUGAAGAAGAAGAAAGGCUGGCCCAAGGGCAAAAGCCGCAAGCCCAUCCACUGGAGGAAAAGGCCGGGGCGCAAGCCAGCUUUCAAUCCGAAGAGAGGGAGAGUUCUCGCUCCUGCUGCAGAAGAGGCAGCAGAUCCUGUGGAAGUAGCUUCAAAACCGGGGUGGAAACCCAAAGUGCAGGAGAAGGAGGAACCUGUUGAGCCAAAGGAAGACCUUCUGCUGGUUCCAGAAGAGAGGAAGGAAGACGACGAGUCCCCAGAGGGAGGGGACUUGGGAGAAGAGGAGGAGGAGGAAGAGGCACCGGCCAGUGAAACGAGAGCGGCUUCUCCCAUCGAGAGCAGCAACAGCCCGGCAGCCGAAGGGAAGGAACCUGAACUGGAGGAAGAAGGAGAGAAGCCGCCACAGGUGCUUGAAGAGCAGAGGCCGUCUGAAGAAGAUCAGCAGGAGGUGGAAGAACCUGAGCGCGACCAGGAGGAGGAGGAAGAGGAAGCGGCAGCAGUCGUGAACGAGAACGACGACCAUGAUGCAGACGACGAGGAAGACGACGGCCACGUGGAAUCUGCCAAGAAGAACGAGCUGGAAGAACAGGCGGCGAAAGAGGAACUGAAGGAAGAACCUGAAGUCCAGGAGCCUUUUUUAGAAACAAGCACACAGGACAGUAGAGAAGACGACGUGAAAAGCAAGAGCGAGGGGGAGGCGGAUUCUGAGGAAGAGCAGGCCUCUCACGAGACAUCCGUGGGGUCGGACCCUGUUCCCGGCUCUGAAGAUGACCAGGAGGAAGAGCAGCACCCCAAGGAAGGUCUGAUUGAACUCAAGGAAGAGGAGCCAAUCCCUCACAGCGAACUGGAUCUCGAAACCGUCCAGGCCGUGCAGUCUUUGACGCAGGAGGAAGAGAACAACGAGCACGACGUGGCUUACCAGGACUGCGAGGAGACCCUGGCGGCCUGUCAGAACCUGCAGAGCUACACCCAGGCGGAAGAAGACCCGCAGAUGUCCAUGGUCGAAGACUGCCAGGCGUCGGAACACAACAGCCCCAUGUCCUCGGUCCAGUCUCACCCCAGCCAGUCCGUGCGCUCCGUCAGCAGCCCCAGCGUGCCUGGCGCUCUGGAGAGCGGCUACACCCAGAUCAGCCCGGAGCAAGGCUCCCUUUCCGCCCCUUCUAUGCAGAACAUGGAGACCAGCCCCAUGAUGGAUGUGCCUUCCGUAUCCGACCAUUCUCAGCAAGUGGUGGACAGCGGUUUCAGUGACCUCGGCAGCAUCGAGAGCACGACGGAGAACUACGAGAACCCGAGCAGCUACGACUCCACCAUGGGGGGCAGCAUCUGUGGGAACAAUUCCUCGCAGAGCAGUUGCUCCUACGGACCCUUGUCCUCCUCCGGCAGCCUCACCCAGAACAGCUGCGUGGUCACGCAGCAAAUCGCCAGCAUGGGCAGCAGCUGCAGCAUGAUGCCCCAGGGCGGCGUCCAGCCCCCCACAAACUGCAAUAUCAAGUCCCCCCAGAGCUGCGUGGUGGAAAGGCCUCCGAGCACGCAGCCCUCCUUAUCGCAGUGUAGCAUGAACAACAGCUUCACUCCAGCUCCAAUGAUCAUGGAAAUCCCUGAAACCGGGAGCUCCAGCAACAUCAGCAUCUACGAGAGGAUUCCCGGGGAUUUUGGUGCGGGCGGCUACUCCCAGCCCUCGGCCACCUUCAGCUUAGCCAAGUUGCAGCAGCUGACCAACACCAUUAUGGACCCUCAUGCCAUGCCUUACAGCCAUUCUCCUGCUGUGACUUCCUAUGCAACCAGCGUGUCUUUGUCCAACACCGGCCUGGCUCAGUUGGCCCCAUCUCACCCCUUGGCCGGGACGCCCCAAGCACAAGCGACCAUGACGCCCCCGCCCAACCUGGCCUCCACCACCAUGAACCUCACCUCACCCCUCCUCCAGUGUAACAUGUCUACCACCAACAUCGGCAUCCCUCACACCCAGAGGCUCCAGGGCCAGAUGCCCGUCAAGGGGCACAUUUCCAUCCGUUCCAAGUCGGCCCCCUUGCCCUCGGCCGCUGCCCACCAGCAGCAGCUCUACGGCCGCAGCCCUCCGGCCGUCGCCAUGCAGGCCAGCCCCCGGGCGCUGGCCGUUCAGCGUGGCAUGAACAUGGGGGUGAACCUGAUGCCCACGGCCCCGUACAAUGUCAACUCCAUGAAUAUGAACACCCUGAACGCCAUGAACAGCUACCGGAUGACCCAGCCCAUGAUGAACAGCAGUUACCAUAGCAACCCGGCCUACAUGAACCAGACAGCCCAGUAUCCUAUGCAGAUGCAGAUGGGGAUGAUGGGGAGCCAGGCCUAUCCCCAGCAGCCUAUGCAGCCAAACCCUCAUGGGAACAUGAUGUACAGUGGGCCUUCCCAUCACAGCUAUAUGAACCCUGCUGGGGUGCCCAAGCAAUCUCUCAACGGACCCUACAUGAGAAGAUGAGCAAGAUCCACUUGCAGUCUUAAAACACACACAGACACACAGAGAAAAAAAAACUAACUGAAAUAUCUCUAUAAAUAAAGGAACCUUUUAUACUGACAAAACCAGAGACGAUGGACCUUUUUCCAGUUAAAUAUUGCUGUAGAUCUUAGAUGGGUUUUUUUGUUCCUUUUUUGGUUUUAUUUUAUUUUAUUUUUUUAGGGGGCCUGGUCUUUGUUCUUUUCAUGUUUUUUUUUUUGGCGCUUGUUUUGGGUCUUCAUUUUCCUUCACAAUCCUGAAACGCUUCACAGUUCAAACCCAUUUUUAAAAAGGGGUUUGGGGUCUUUGGGGUUUCUUUUUUUGGGGGGGGUUGAUAUCUCCUCCCUCCCUCCACCCCCCCAGGGGACUGAAAACCUGCACACACACACAAAAAAACCACCUUUCCAUAGCUUAGCGUAGAACCUUGCUUUGCUUACCACCUGGGCAGAGUGCGUGUAAAACAGCCGUCUGCUGCUCCUGUCAUUUCCAGACCCUGUACUUUUUCCUCUUUCUUUGGCCUUUGUGUACACACAGUUCCUGAGAUGGCCCGAUCUCUACAGGUUCUCUCCGUUUCCUACUUCAGAAGCUCUGAUGGGGUGACCGAGAAUGGAAUAUGGAGCCCUUAGCAAACCUCACCGGUCCUCUUUCGCCAUUCCCCAGCAGUAGGAACUCUGGACGAUGGGUUCUCUUCCCCGCCCCCCCCUUCUUUCUCUGUCCCCAUGAACUGAAACAGAGCUUAAAUGUAAAUUUAGAAGAGUGAGCCCACGCUACGUACCCCGGGCCGAUGCUGUCGGUCUGGAGCUAGCAGUACCAACUCUGAAGGAAGCAUCAUGUGCAGCCUUAAAGGUGUAGGUGAGAGAGUAGCAAAGCCCGUUGAGCAGAGGCAACGUGGCCAUGUUUGGAGGCAGAGAUCCCAAAGGAUCUGAGCAGUGCUCUCUUUCUCACAAGGAUACCCACAAAAGCUGGGACUUGCUUGUCCUCGGCUGUCGAGAGCUUUACAAGUUCUCUUUUUUUGCCAGCCUGUUGCUAAGCAUGUAGGGAGAAAAGGCUUGGUGCGCGCCGCCUCCCCUCUCCACCCCGGUGAGUAGCCUCCCUGUGCUCUAGCCUCUUGCGAGGUUCCUUUGCCAGGCCAUUGGCUCACCUGUGGGUUUGGAGGGGGCAAAGGUGUUGAACAUCAGGGAGGGAGUCUGGGCCGGGCAAGUCCGUGCGGCAUCGUCCGUCCUGUUCAAAGGCUAAAAAGAUGUCGGGUCUGUGGGUACAACUAUCAGCUGAACUUCAAGGAGGGGGAAAAUGUAGCUUAUCCUUCUAAUGUAAAGUUCUCUCUGUAUAUUCCUGUAGAGCUACAGAUGCACUUAGAUUGACUUAGAUGUGUAAAGAAUCUUCUUUUUUUUUUCCUUCAAAGAAACCUGAAAUGCAGUUGUGAAAGGGGGGAGGCGGGGCUCAGCUGCACUAAAAAUGGACUUCCUCUGUACUAUUGAGUAUAAAAAGGCAGAAUCCCGAGGGCUUCCAGCCCACAUUUUCUCUUAGUUCUUGAGCAUGUGUACACGGCUUAGCAGGACCCACGUCCCUGUAGAUAUCUUUGAAUCCAGGCUCACCUCAUCUGUGUCGCGAGGCGACUCCGGCAACCACCUCCUACCCAUCCAUAUCAGCCGCGUUGGCUUUGCGUCCCGGUUGCAGGUGGGUCAGGCGUGGGUUUGUCAGGGGUGUCGAAAGCAAAGCUGAUGGCACAAGGGCCGUGAAAUUAUUAUUAUUGUUAUUAUUAUUAUUAUUUUGUCUGCUGUUACCUUUUUCGGUUUUGGGAUUUUUGUAUGGUUUUUUAAAAUCAAUUGGGCAGCUCCCGUUUUUCCACAAACCUUUGUGACUGUAGAACUAUUGUAGAGAACCAAUGUUCUUUUCUAUAUUAUAAAAAAAAUAUCCGACACAGUAAUAUUGGUACCUGUCAUUUUUUUCCCACUUCUGUUUAAGAAAAAAUAAUAAUAAUGUAUUUUUAGCAAAAUAAACUUGGGUAAUCUUCUAAAAGAAAUUUAAAAAAAACUCACUGUUAGUGACUUUGAUGCCUUUUAAAAAAAAGAGCUUUUUCAUUUCAUUCCAUCUUUAAAAUUUUUUAUCUUUGUUGUAGAAUAUUAAAGACUAUUUUAAGAAAGAUGAAAAUUCUCUUUAAAGAGAUCUCUAGAGUGAGUGACUAGAGCUCCAGGAUGCCUCUAAAGCCGCAUGUACAAAAUGAAGCUGCGUCUAUUCCUGUCUGUUUAUAUUUGCUUUUCCUGUUUUGUAACUUCUUUGUACUUUGUUCUUGGUGACUUGUAAGCUUAAAAAAAAAGAGGGGGGGAAGGGGUGCCUGGAUGAUUAAAAAAACAAACAAAAAAAAUACCCCUUUGUAAUUCUCCAUGUCAUGCGCUCCUGGGCCGGCCGGCCCCCCCUUCUUCUCCUUGUAUGUAAUAUCACUUUCUCCCUCCCCCCUUUCUAGCAAGUACUUUCAAAAGAACUCUGUACAUUUUAACAUAAAAAAAAAUAAAUUAUGUUGAGCCAUUUUGGA